AUGUCCAGUAACCUGAUGCCAGGAAAUAAAGGAACCAGUACUGAUGAAGCAAUGAGAAAGAACGCGCGACCUCUUCAUCUACCAGCCAUUGCGAAAAAUGGAGACAUAGAUAAACCAUUUAAUGAAUGGCCAACAUCUACUGUAAAUAAAACGUCAAUGAAACAUGGGACCUUUGAAGAUGAUCAGAAGCUGCCCCCUGUAAGACCCCAACGAGGGAUCAAAGCAAGAAUAAACUACCGGAAAAGAAAAGUGUCAACAGUGACAAUAAAAGAUUAUUUUGAUAAUAACAGGAAGAAUUUAGAAAAAUAUAUUAUGGAAUUUGUGACUGUUGAAGAACUGCAACAGUGGCUAAUCAGGAAAACCAUCUGUAAUAAUAUGUGCCCAAAUGACGAAAAUAAUGAAGUGGGGAAUAAAGAAAAGUUUUUGAAUACUAUAAAAUCAUUUGACAACGUUAAGGAUGAGGAGUCUGCAAUAAAGGAAAUAGCAAUUUCAGUUGGCACAGCAUUGAGUGCUGGUGCCUUUGGAGUAUAUAAACUGUUUCCCGAUGACCCGGCUGUCGUUCAAUACUAUGUGAUUGAUAAUCAGAAUACAUUGCUCCAGACAGAGGCAGAAUAUACAGAGAACGUCCUGGAAGUUGCUAAGACUGGUGCAAUCCUUCGGUUAUCCACAGACAUGGAUCGUUCAUUAACAAAUACGAAGCUGAAGCACGUAAUGUAUCAACCGAUCUUAAACGAAUCUGGACAGACUACUUACAUUGUAGAACUGUGGAGAUCCGACGCUUUUGACGAAGCAGAAGAGAAAUUAUGCUCAAACUUUAUUACUUGGAACAGUCUAGCACUGCACUAUUGUAAUUUGUACUGGGCAAAGAACCAAGAAUAUGAUAUGUACGGCUUUUUACUAGAGUCUGUGAAAUCUAUAUUUGAAGACAUCGAAUCCCUAGAUCAUGUGAUGAAGAGGGUUUUAGAAUUUGUGCAAAAAUUGGUUAAGGCAGAUCGGGCGUCCCUGUUUCUUGUUGAUAAUAAAAAAUCAGAACUGGUACCACCGUUAUUUGAUAUUGAAUAUGAACCAUGUCACCUGAGAGCUAAUGGCAAAUUUCAAGAAAUAAGAGUGCCCCUGAAAAGAGGAAUUGCUGGCCAUGUAGCACUGACGGGUAAAAAUCUUAACAUUGCUGAUGCCUACUCGGAUCCCAGAUUUAACAGUGAAGUCGAUGAACUAACUGGAUACAAAACUAAAAAUAUUCUUUGCAUGCCUAUUAAGGUGCAAGGUAAUGUAAUGGGCGUUGUUCAAAUGAUAAACAAGAGGAACAAUGCUACAUUUGACCAAAAGGACGAAAUGGCAUUUGAACGUUUUUCUACGUUUUUUGGACUAGCGUUGCAGCACGCCAAACUAUAUCAUGACAUAUUAAAACAAAAACUAAAGUAUGAAGUUGCUCUGGAAGUUCUAAGUUAUCAUAACACUUGCAAAGAUCGUGAAGUUCACGAAAUCAAUAAGGAUAUCGAGACAUUUAAUAUCAAUAUGGAUAAUUUUUAUCUGGAUCCUUAUAUGUUUGAUGAGAUCCAAAAAUGCAAAGCUGCCAUAACAAUGUUUCAUGACUUAUUUGAUUUAUCAAAUUUCAAUAGGUUAUCUGUAAUAAGAUUUAUACUUACUGUGAAAAUAAACUAUAGAAACGUGCCGUAUCAUAACUUUGAUCAUGGAUGGUCUGUUGCUCAUGCGAUGUAUGUCAUGUUGAAAAAUGAUAAUGAAAAUCGAUUCGAUUCCAAAAUGCGACAGGCUCUAUUUGUGGCUAGUUUAUGUCAUGACUUGGAUCAUCGAGGCUAUACCAAUAAAUAUCUUAACGAAACGGCAUCACCUUUAGCUACUAUGUAUACCACUUCUCCUCUUGAACACCAUCACUUCAAUAUCACUGUGAAGAUCUUACAUCAGAGUGGUCACGAUAUAUUUUCUCAUAUGGCACACGAGGAAUAUCGAGACAUUUUAAAAGAUAUUGAACAUUGUAUAUUAGCAACGGAUUUAGCAGCAUUCUUCCCAAAUAUGAAGAAAAUGAAAUCUAUAUUAGAAGUAGACAAAGUUCAACUAUUUAAUUGGCAGGAUCCGAAAAAUUGCAAACUGGCAAUGGCAAUAUCAAUGACUGCUGCUGAUCUAUCCGCAUCCACAAAACCAUGGGAUAUCCAAAUAAAAACUGUGCAAGUAAUAUUUGAAGAGUUUUACGAACAAGGUGAUAAGGAAAGGGCGGCUGGAAAAACACCUAUGCCUAUGAUGGACAGAUACAAACCUGAAGAACAAGCGACUAGUCAGGUCGGUUUCUUGGAGCAAAUAUGCGUACCGUGUUACGAAAUUCUUCGACAAAUACUUCCGAAUACAAAACCAAUGUACGAAAUGGUAGGUAAAAAUCUCGAAACGUGGAGAUCAAUCAAGACAAAUAAAAAUUUAAGUAACGUUAAGGAUAACCGGGCUCUUAAUGAUGACUUACAAACCUCUGCUGCUCAGAAUGAUUUAGAACAGAAAAGUAAUGUAAUCAAUGAAAUAAAAGUACCAAAUGAUCGAUCGUAUAAUGGCACUUUAAUUGAAAGUAAAAUAAACAAUACUCUACGAAAAAUUGACUCGUUUGAAGACCUUAACGAUAAAAUAAAAUUUAAAGAUAAGGUUGGUAAAAUAAUUAAGUUGUUGCCUAUGGAAAGUUCCACAGAUGACGAAGGUGUAGUAACACCAACACACAGCCGACACACAACACAGAAACCAUAUUGA
Molecule: messenger RNA, 2745 nt
Organism: Pieris macdunnoughi
Lineage: Eukaryota; Metazoa; Arthropoda; Insecta; Lepidoptera; Pieridae
Source: the annotation of a GenBank genome assembly